AUGACUUCGCAUUUGCGGUGCAUGCGGUCAUCCUUAGUGGAAUUACUUACUCGCAAUUCUGGCCAGCAAUUUGGGGGCUCCGAAGUGUCUCGGACGCAGCGCCUCAGCAAGCCCAUCGCGGGCCUGUUCUGGGGUUCGAUCCUGGUACCGAUAAUCGUUGUUGGCAUUGUCGCAGUGUCAAGCCCGAAUGGGGGCUACGAUCCCUCCUAUUGGGCAUGGAUCGACGUGAUCUACGCCUUCUCAUAUGUCAAAGUGGUAAUUACGGUGGUUAAGUAUCUGCCCCAGGCAUGGUUGAAUUACAAGCGCCAGUCAACCGAAGGCUGGAGUAUCUCUCAAAUCCUGCUCGACUUGGCGGGCGGGAUCCUGUCGUUGGUGCAGCUGGUCUUGGAUUCCAGCCUCCAGAGUGACUGGAGUGGGAUCACGGGCAACCCAAUCAAAUUGCUUCUGGGGAAUAUCACGAUUGUCUCGGACGUGGUCUUCGUGGUUCAGCACUAUAUUCUAUAUCGGGAUCAGGCAGGACCCAAGGCUCAACCGGCACGAGACAUCACGACCCCCCUGUUGGGUGACGCAGAGGCAUCAUGA
Penicillium chermesinum is the source of this 582-nucleotide messenger RNA. RefSeq names its product putative L-cystine transporter. Gene Ontology annotation, biological process: L-cystine transport. The transcript has 2 exons. The record is from RefSeq and is a predicted model, not a curated record. Gene Ontology annotation, cellular component: vacuolar membrane; fungal-type vacuole. Gene Ontology annotation, molecular function: L-cystine transmembrane transporter activity. Lineage: Eukaryota; Fungi; Ascomycota; Eurotiomycetes; Eurotiales; Aspergillaceae. Bases 1 to 582 code for a protein of 193 amino acids.